Messenger RNA from Scutellospora calospora, 1054 nucleotides. The record is from the annotation of a GenBank genome assembly. Lineage: Eukaryota; Fungi; Glomeromycota; Glomeromycetes; Diversisporales; Gigasporaceae.
GCCUAUAAUCGACCUGAAUCAUUUAUGAACACUAUCUUCUUGCUUCGGAAUUUACGUAGCGAUAUGCCUUCUGAAAAACCUUUUCACCAUAGAGCUACUCUAAAGCAAUCAAAUAAAUCUUUUAAAUUGAAACAUGCCACAAAGGGCUCUCUGAAAGAUCAACAAAAGGCAAUAAUUGAAGGACAGAAUCGUACUAUUGUGGCUGUUAUUCCUUUAUGUUCUGAUAUAAAUUCACAUAAUGUUGUAGAAAAUAUAUAUGCAAGCGUCGAACAACCGGCUUCGAUUAACGGAAACAUUGCUUUUUUGAAUGCCGAAUUCAUUAUUUUGGAACGUAAUUUCAUUGAUAUUAUUGAUGCAUGCAAACAUUUAGAAGACAUUCAACAAAAGAAACGCAAUGAUGUCAAGAAAUCACUUCUAAGCUUCAUUAAUUAUUUUUUCCCUGACGAAGAGAAAAUUCAUGAAGCUCUAAAUAUUCUUAGAACAAUAUGUACUCAACUUCCUAAACAAGUUUCAUGGAGAGAGAAACGUCCAUAUACGCUUGCAGAAGAGAUAUCUUUUGAUAGUAAUGAUGAUAAUAAAGGAACACACAGAGUUACAGGAUACGCUAGAGGCUUAAUACACUUGCAGAACUUUUGUGAUUUUCAAUUGAAUCAGAUUACGUCCUGUCCAAAAAAAUCCAAGGAUGGUAGAGAUAUGGCAGAAGAUAUUAAAGUACUUGAUAUUGCAAAUCCGGAAGAGCAGGCAAGUUACUUGCCUUUGGAAUUUAUAAGCUGCAUAAGUAUUUUGGCGCGUGAAUCCCUAACUGCGGAAAACGAACCAAAUUUUAUGGAAAAUGAGCAAACAUGGCCAACUGAAGAAGAAAUUACCGGCAAUGAAGGUUUUCGUACCUCACCAUGGGAUCCAAAUGAAAAUUUACCGAUUGAUUAUGGUCAGUUUGAAAAUUAUAAAAGAACAAAAAGUAGAGUUAUCAACCAGGCUGUUGCCCAUGUAAGCGGUGUAAAGAUUGGAGCGUAUAUUACUUUACAUAUAGCCAAUGUUCCUAAAGAAGUAAUUG